AUAAGGUGCAGCUGGCUCCAGAGGCAGUGCCACAGUCAGCAAACACAGCUGGCCCGAGGAUGACCCAGAAACUCAGCAACACCCCUGCCAGAGAGCUGGACAAGUUCAUAGAGGACCACCUCCUUCCUGACACCAUCUUCCGAACUGAGGUUAAAGCAGCCAUCAACACCAUAUGUGCUUUCCUGAAGGAGAGAUGCUUCCGAGGUGCUGCCCACCCUGUGAGGGUCUCCAAGGUGGUGAAGGGCGGCUCCUCGGGAAAAGGCACAGCUCUCAAGGGCAGGUCAGACGCCGACCUGGUGGUGUUCCUUAACAAUCUCUCCAGCUUCGAAGAGCAGUUAAAGAAACGCGGAAAGUUCAUCCGGGAAAUUCGGGAACAGCUGUAUGCAUUGCAGUGUGAGGGAUGUAUUAGAGUGAAGUUUGAGGUUCAGAGGUCAUGUUUGCCCAACCCCAGGGCACUUGGCUUCACACUGAGCUCCCCCCCACCCCCCCACCCCCGACUUCAACAGGAGGUUCAGUUUGAUGUUCUGCCAGCCUAUGAUGUCCUGGGUCAUGUCAGCACUGACAGGAAACCUGACCCCCAAAUCUACAGAAGCCUCAUCAUUGAGUGCACCUCCCUGAGGAAGGAAGGCGAGUUCUCCACCUGCUUCACCGAGCUCCAGAGAAACUUCCUGAAGGAUCGGCCACCCAAGCUGAAGAGUCUCAUCCGCCUGGUCAAGCACUGGUACCAACUGUGUAAGGAGAAGCCGAAGAAGCGGAAGAAGCGGAAGAAGCCGCUGCCCCCACAGUAUGCCCUGGAGCUGCUCACAGUCUACGCCUGGGAACGUGGGAGUGGAAACACUGAGUUCAACACAGCCCAGGGCUUCCGGACAGUCUUGGAACUGGUCACCAAGUACAGGCAGCUUCGAAUCUACUGGACAAAGUAUUAUGACUUUCAAGACCAAUACAUCUCCAGCUACCUGCUCAGUCAGCUCAGAAGAACCAGGCCUGUGAUCCUGGACCCGGCUGACCCAACAGGGAACGUGGCUGGUUCCAACUCAGAGGGCUGGCGGCAGCUGGCAGAAGAGGCUGCAGCCUGGCUACAAUACCCAUGCUUUAAAAACUGGGAUGGUUCCCUAGUGAGAUCCUGGGAUGUGCCGACGGAAGUUCCUGUGCCACAAUAACAGGUGAACGAGAAUGGGGCAUUCAUCUCCUGUGAGCACAGCAGCAUAUGCCCAGAAGGCUCCAGAGUCAGGGGAUGUGCAGGCCUUGACCAAAGAGGGCAGGAUACUGCCCAAGGCCUCAGGGAGGGAAUGUCCAACCUGGGGUCAGACUCCAGGCUUCCGAUCCCUGCCUGCUAAGUCUUCCAUCCUAUCCAAUCAUAGACAGCUUUCCUCAUAGCCUGCUUCAUCCACCUUAUCCCCUGACAGCGUUCUCUCGGGGACAUGAGAUUCAGAAGGGGAGGGGAGAACUCAAGUUUGACUUCUGUCUCUGCACCUGUUUUGUCCAAUGUCUGAUCAACAAUAAUAAACCACAGCA
Messenger RNA from Microtus oregoni (creeping vole), 1515 nucleotides. Its product is annotated as 2'-5'-oligoadenylate synthase 1A-like. The record is from RefSeq and is a predicted model, not a curated record. Gene Ontology annotation, biological process: negative regulation of viral genome replication; regulation of ribonuclease activity; defense response to virus. Gene Ontology annotation, cellular component: cytosol; membrane; nucleoplasm. Gene Ontology annotation, molecular function: 2'-5'-oligoadenylate synthetase activity; double-stranded RNA binding. NCBI's taxonomy places the organism in Eukaryota, Metazoa, Chordata, Mammalia, Rodentia, Cricetidae. Bases 60 to 1160 code for a protein of 366 amino acids. The transcript is spliced from 7 exons.